AACAGAACACAGACCGGGAAAGGAACUAAAGAGUAAGGAACAGAAAAGAUAGAAAGAGGUGAAGAUGUUGAACUUGCAGCUGCAGCUUCACUCACCACCAUCACCGUUAUCAUCAUCAUCAUCCUUAUCUUCUUCUUCUUCUUAUGCUUCCCUUAAGCUAUUCCCAAACCACUCCUUCUCUCCAAACACUCUUCCUUUUAACACUCCAAAACCCUUCACCCUCAGAUGCCGCCAUUCAGACCUCUUCGCCCAGAACACCUUGGCUUCCACACCACGACCUGCAAGACCCACUCCUUCUGUUGGAGCUUUGCCACCUAGGGUUUAUGUUGGUUACUCCAUUUACAAAGGGAAAGCUGCGCUUACAUUGACUCCUAGACCUCCGGAAUUCGCCCCAUUGGAUUCAGGGGCAUUCAAAAUAUCUAGGGAAGGUUAUGUGCUACUUCAGUUUGCACCUGCUGUUGGCCAGCGCCAAUAUGAUUGGAAUAGAAAGCAGGUUUUUUCGCUAUCAGUGGGUGAAAUGGGAAGUGUGAUUAGCCUUGGUACAAGGGAGUCUUGUGAAUUUUUUCACGAUCCUUUGAAGGGAAAAAGUGAUGAAGGUAAAGUCAGAAAAGUUUUGAAGUUGGAGCCUUUCCCAGAUGGUUCUGGUCACUUCUUUAACUUCAGUGUCCAAAACAAGCUUGUGAACGUGGAUGAAAAUAUGUCAAUCCCUGUUACAAAAGCAGAGUUAGCAGUUUUGAGCUCAACUUUCAAUUUUAUCAUGCCAUACCUUCUUGGUUGGCAUACUUUCGCAAACUCCAUAAAGCCAGAUGAUUAUAAUGGAGAGAAUAAUGCCAACCCAAGAUAUGGAGGAGACUAUGAAUGGAACCGAUAGAGAUCACUUUUUGCUUGUAUUUCACCACCCUCACCCUGUGAAUUUCUCGACUUUGAAAUUCGUUAAAUCACUAUAUCCUGUUAGCUGAGAAUUUUUUUUGAAAUUGUGACUUCUGAGAUAGCAAUGUUUCAUUUUGAGUUAUUUAUUGUGUGUUUCUUUUGGUAUUUAGUGCUCGAUCAAGUUCAAGAAUGAUAUUUUG
This is a messenger RNA of Abrus precatorius (Indian licorice), 1070 nucleotides long. RefSeq names its product single-stranded DNA-binding protein WHY1, chloroplastic-like. The coding region runs from base 65 to 871 and encodes 268 amino acids. The record is from RefSeq and is a predicted model, not a curated record. NCBI's taxonomy places the organism in Eukaryota, Viridiplantae, Streptophyta, Magnoliopsida, Fabales, Fabaceae. Gene Ontology annotation, biological process: defense response; regulation of DNA-templated transcription. The transcript is spliced from 7 exons. Gene Ontology annotation, molecular function: single-stranded DNA binding.